Messenger RNA from Portunus trituberculatus (swimming crab), 1183 nucleotides. Its product is annotated as extensin-like. The record is from RefSeq and is a predicted model, not a curated record. The transcript is spliced from 3 exons. Gene Ontology annotation, cellular component: extracellular matrix. Bases 88 to 1047 code for a protein of 319 amino acids. NCBI's taxonomy places the organism in Eukaryota, Metazoa, Arthropoda, Malacostraca, Decapoda, Portunidae.
UGUAUGUAAAACACGACCCAUCGCCGGGUACUUAAGCGGGAGUCGUCAUGGACAGCGCAACAGUGAGGCCACAGCAUCUGGAGCACCAUGUCUUACCUCAAGGUUGUCGCCGCCAUCGCUCUCGUGGCAACCACCCUCGCCCUCCCGGAGCACGCCCCCCACCCAUCACAUCAUGCUCCUCCCCAACCACUCACAUUCGCUUCACAUUACCCACCAACCUAUGGUCCACCCCAACCACCCACCUACACUCCCCGUCCCCCAACACCCACCUAUGCCCCACCCCCUAAAUCAACCUAUGCCCCAGCCCCAAUACCCACCUAUGCCCCAACCUCAAGACCCACCUAUGCCCCACCCCAAAAUCCAGCUAUGGCCCACCCCAGCCACCCACCUACACUCCCCGUCCCCAACGCCCACCUAUGCCCCACCCCUAAACCUACAUAUGCCCCACCCCCAAAACCCACCUAUGGUCCACCCCAGCCACCCAUCUACACUACCCGUCCCCCAACGUCCACCUACGCCCCACCCACUAAACCCACAUAUGCCCCACCCCCAAAAUCCAGCUAUGGCCCACCCCAGCCACCCACUUACACUCCCCGUCCUCCAACACUCACCUACACCCCACCCCAACCACACAGCUAUGCUCCCUCACCUAAGUACGGGAACCCCGAGCCACCUAAGAAACCUGUCUACAACUUCGAGUGGGCCGUGAAAGACGAUUACGCCGGCCUUCACUUCGGCCAGAAUGAAAAACGCGACGGUUACAACACUGAUGGCACCUACCACGUGCUGCUCCCCGACGGCCGCGUGCAGAAGGUUGAAUACAAGGUGGAGAAGGGCAGCGGCUACAUAGCCACCGUGGAAUACGAGACCAAGCACGACCAUAAAGGUUACGGCAAACACACAACAACCUACGCUCCGUAUACACCACGAGCUUAUACUCCAUCCACUUACGGACCUUCAACUCGCCCACCCUAUGUUCCAUCCACCUAUGCUCCUCCACCUCCUCCAGGGUAUGCUCCCCCUCCUAAAGGAUCCCACCACCACUAAGCGUCCACUCCACUUACGAAACCAACUCCGAAACGACGAUAUUUCAUUCUUCGUGUCUUCGGUCUCGAAAGUUCCAUGAAACAUAUAUGUAACAUAUGUGUUUAUUUAGGAUUGUCAAGUAAACAAGCAGCAGAUG